AUGCGGGAUUCCUGCGAUGGGAGCGUCCACUCAGGUGGGGCAGGGGCUCUCGCCGUCUCGCGGCCUGGAGGCGUGCGGUCCACGUCUGGUUGCCGCGUGGAGUUGACACCAGAUGGGGCCGCCACGAUUUGGUUCUGGCUCUUUUUACAUCGGCAUGCGCUGGUGGAAGUGGUGUUCCCUGAACCUGAAGCAGCUGGUUUUGAUGCUACUGCUGACCCAAGUGCUGCUGCUGCUGCCUCAGCCUCAGCUGCUCCAGAUAACGCUACUGCAUCCCUAGUAGCUAAAGCCAUAGCUGAACUGCCAGCAAAUCUUGCUGCCCUAGCUCAAGAUCCUAAGAGGAAGGCUCGCUCUAAAGACCCGGGAUGGAAGUAUGGGUUCUGGCCAGAAUUAGGGAAGAAGGAAUCGGUGCAAUGCAUAUUCUGCAAAAAGAUAGUAACUGCAGGAAUUAAAAGAUUCAAGCAGCAUCUUGCUGGGGGUUAUGCUGAUGCAGAGAAGUGUCCAAAAACACAAAAGUACUCCAACUCAGUGAGUUCCAUGCUUUGCAAGGCACCGGAAGAAGUAGUUGCAAAAAGGCAUAAAUCCAAGACUUCUCAACCCACUCUUGAGCACCGCACAAAGAAGAGUAAAGAGGCCAAACAGACUGUUGAUGAUUAUGUUGCUGAUUUCUUCUAUGAGAAUGGCAUACCAUUCAAUGCCAUUAACUCAAGAAGUUGGGAGAUUAUGCUUGAGUCCAUUGGGCAAUAUGGUCCUGGGUACCGGUCACCUUCAUAUCAUGAAAUUAGGGGUCCAUUGCUUGAUAGGGCAGUGAAAAAGACAAUGGAAUUCCGAAAGAGGCAUGAAGCGGCUUGGAAGGAAUACGAUUGCACACUCAUAUCCGAUGGGUGGACUGACACGAGCUACCGCCAUCUCAUCAACUUUCUUGCCAAUAGUCCAGCGGGAACCUUCUUCAUAGGCUCAGUGGAUGCUUCAAGUGAGGUAGUUGAUGCAAAUAUGUUAGCAGACUUGUUGGAGAAACAAAUUGAGAAGGUUGGGAAGGAAUAUGUUGUUCAGAUUAUCACAGACAAUGGAUCCAACUACAAAGCAGCAGGAAGAAUUUUAAUGGAGAGGAUCCCAACUUUGUUUUGGACACCUUGUGCUGCUCACUGCUUGGAUUUGAUGUUGGAGGACAUUGGAAAGAUACAUGAAUUCAACAAAUGCAUUAAUAAUGCAAAGAAGGUGUGCAGAUUUAUCUACAAGCAUGGGAGGGUUCUUGAUCUAAUGAGAGAUAAGAUAGGUAAAGAUCUUGUGAGGCCUGCUGUAACACGCUUUGCUACCUCAUUUCUCACAUUGGCAAGCAUGUAUAAGAACAGGAAUGGUCUAAGAAAUCUAUUUGUUAGUGAGGAGUGGCAACAUAGCAGCUUGUCUAAUCCUGGAACUGAAGGGGGGAUGGUUGAGAGAAUUAUCCUUUCCAUGCCUUUUUGGACUUCAUUGGAAAAUUGCAUGAGAGCAUCACAACCACUUCUUAUUGCUGUGAGGAUAGCAGAUGAUGAUAAGACACCUGCAGCUCCUGAGAUCAUGGCAGCCAUGGAUACUGCAAGGAACAGCAUCAAGGAUUCUUUGAGAGGAAAACCACAAUUACUCCAUGAGAUGGUGACUGAUGAUGAUGAACAAAGCAAGAUAAGCAGGCAAGCUGAUGAUUAUGAGAGGUCAGAAGUUCAUUGGUGGGGUGCAUAUGGUGGCCUUGCAUUUGAGCUCCAAAGUUUAGUAAACCGAAUCAUUAGUCUUUGUUGUUCAUCAUCCGGAUGUGAGCGCAAUUGGAGUGCAUUUGCUCAUAUCCAUACCAAAAAGAGAAACCGGUUAGAGCACAGGAGGUUGAACAAGUUGGUGUUUGUUAGCUACAAGUGGAAGAUGACAAAUAGGUUUCAGAAGAUACGAGAGCUCGCUUCCAAAGGAAAGAAAUACAAUCCGUUAGUCCUAGAAGAAUUCCAGUGGAAGAAUGAGUGGGUUGAUGGCAGUUGUGAACAAGUUCAUCAGGGCCUUGCAGCUGAUAGCAAUGAUAUAACUUGGGCUCAAGUUGAUGAAGAUGUUGGUGCAACUCAGGGUCUGAGAGGUCGUAAUUUGCCUAGGGCUGCUGCUGCUCAUGCUAUGCCUACUACUACUAAGUUUAUCUCUAUCAGACAUAUUUAUGGUAGGAAAAGGAAGAAUGCAAGGACAGCUGCAACUGAAGAUAUCGUUGAAGAUGAAGAAAACAAUGAACAUGAUGAGGGAGAUGAAGAUUUUGUGCAGCCACAAGGUUCACAAGGUGAAUCUGAUCAAGCAAUGGAGGAGAAUGAAGAUGAUGGUGAAGGGGGCUUCCAAUUGGAUGAUGAUCUACUGCUUUAG
Phragmites australis (common reed) is the source of this 2361-nucleotide messenger RNA. RefSeq lists its product as uncharacterized. Bases 1 to 2361 code for a protein of 786 amino acids. The record is from RefSeq and is a predicted model, not a curated record. Lineage: Eukaryota; Viridiplantae; Streptophyta; Magnoliopsida; Poales; Poaceae. Gene Ontology annotation, molecular function: protein dimerization activity. The transcript has 6 exons.